CUCAAGUCAAAGUAAGCCCUACUGAAACAAAUUUUGAUGGAACUUUCUUUCCAUUUUCUCAGGAGUGCUACAGUACUGAUAACUAAUUUUGCAGCAUUUACUAUUCUAUUCUAUAAGUAAAUUCAACUUUUUGCACCAUCUCAUAUAAGCUUGCAAUAUAAUAACGAUUUUCACGUCUCCAAGAGCUUAUAAAUCUGAAAUAUUUUCGUUCAUACACUUACCACAAGGUCAUAUCUUUUGUUCAUAUUCCAUCAGCCAAGAUAAAGGACACAAACUAUCUUUCAGUCAGUAAGUUAACAAUAUUAACAACAAAAUUAAGCACUCAAAGCAUUGAUGAUGACUGAUAAGAGGCACCAAUACCCAACAGUAGCACAAAAGUUUGGUCUAAGAUCAAAUCUUUCUCCACAUGUUGCAAAUUCCUAUAGAGGUUCAGAAAAACCUGUUCUGUUUCAGCAACAGUUUUCAUCCUCAAAUGCAGUGUUUGUUCCAUCACCAUCAGAGAAAAGCUUUGCAAGCUUUGCCACUGAUUUUCUCAUGGGUGGAGUUUCCGCAGCAGUGUCAAAAUCUGCAGCCGCUCCUAUUGAGCGCGUGAAGCUUCUGAUUCAAAAUCAAGAUGAGAUGAUUAAGGCUGGUAGGCUUUCUGAACCUUACAAGGGUAUUGGAGAUUGUUUUGGAAGAACAGUCAAAGAUGAAGGAUUUGCUUCACUUUGGAGGGGAAACACUGUCAAUGUUAUCCGUUACUUUCCAACACAGGCAUUCAACUUUGCAUUCAAAGACUACUUUAAGAAGCUAUUUAACUUCAAGCAAGAGAGGGAUGGAUAUUGGAAAGUCUUUGCAGGAAAUAUUGCAUCUGGUGCUGCAGCUGGAGCUUCAUCUUCCAUCUUCGUUUACUCGUUGGAUUAUGCUCGAACUCGCCUUGCAAGCGACGCCAAGUCCACGAAGAAAGGUGGAGAGAGGCAAUUCAAUGGCUUGAUUGAUGUCUACAAGAAGACAUUACAAUCAGAUGGUAUUGCUGGUCUUUAUCGCGGCUUCAAUGUUUCAGUUGUUGGAAUCAUUGUCUACCGUGGUUUGUAUUUUGGACUGUAUGAUUCUCUUAAGCCAGUGCUCUUGGUAGGAACGUUUCAGGAUAGUUUCCUAGCUAGCUUUGCCCUAGGAUGGGCUGUUACGGUUGGUGCUAGUGUUGCAUCUUACCCUUUAGACACAGUUCGUAGAAGAAUGAUGAUGACAUCAGGUGAAGCUGUAAAGUACAAGAGUUCUUUGGAUGCUUUCUCACAAAUUGUGAAAACUGAAGGUCCAAAAUCUCUCUUCAAAGGUGCUGGUGCAAACAUUCUUCGAGCAGUAGCUGGUGCUGGUGUGCUUGCAAGUUAUGAUAAACUGCAGGUGCUUAUGUUGGGAAAGAAAUUUGGUUCUGGUGGAGCUUAAUUAUCAAUCAACAAGAGACCUUAUACCGCAUAAGAUAGUGAUGAUGAUGGUGAAAAAAACAAUAAGCAAAUCAGUUUAGACUAUUAAAUUGAUUAUUUUUUUUCUAUGGAGAUAAAGGCUAUUUUUUUCAAUGUACUCUAUAGUUUGCUGAAUAUUUUUUUGGAUUUUAUCAGUUUGAGAGUGUGUACUACCAAAUAAAAAAUAAAGAAUGAAACUCGCAUGAUUGAAUGGAAUACAUAAAUUUCGAUCAAUAAUA
Molecule: messenger RNA, 1678 nt
Organism: Medicago truncatula (barrel medic)
Lineage: Eukaryota; Viridiplantae; Streptophyta; Magnoliopsida; Fabales; Fabaceae
Product: ADP,ATP carrier protein, mitochondrial
Exons: 4
Coding region: 334-1422 (362 amino acids)
Biological process (GO): mitochondrial ATP transmembrane transport; mitochondrial ADP transmembrane transport
Cellular component (GO): mitochondrial inner membrane
Molecular function (GO): ATP:ADP antiporter activity
Source: RefSeq, a predicted model, not a curated record